This is a messenger RNA of Panicum virgatum (switchgrass), 4052 nucleotides long. Its product is annotated as MDIS1-interacting receptor like kinase 2-like. NCBI's taxonomy places the organism in Eukaryota, Viridiplantae, Streptophyta, Magnoliopsida, Poales, Poaceae. Gene Ontology annotation, biological process: protein phosphorylation. The transcript is spliced from 2 exons. The record is from RefSeq and is a predicted model, not a curated record. Gene Ontology annotation, molecular function: ATP binding; protein kinase activity; protein binding. Bases 1 to 3648 code for a protein of 1215 amino acids.
AUGCCGACACCACCGCCCGCCGCCGCGCGCCUCCUCCUCGCGGCCGCACUCCUCGUCGCCCUCGCCCUCGCCGCCAAUGCCGCGACGCCGCCGCCGUCGCCGGCCGCCGCGCUGCUGGCGUGGAAGUCGAGCCUGGGCGACCCGCCAGCGCUGUCCACCUGGGCGGACGCCGCCUCGCUCUGCACCCGCUGGGUCGGGGUCGCCUGCGACGCCGCCGGCCGCGUCGCCUCGCUCCGGCUCCGCGGCCUCGGCCUCGCCGGCGGCCUGGGCGCGCUCGACGCCGCCGCGUUCCCGGGCCUCACCGCCCUCGACCUCAACGGCAACAACCUGGCCGGCCCCAUCCCGGCGUCGCUCUCCCGCCUGCGCGCGCUGGACACGCUCGACCUGGGCAGCAACGGGCUCAACGGCACCAUCCCGCCGCAGCUCGGCGACCUCUCCGGCCUCGUCGACCUCCGCCUCUACAACAACAACCUCGCCGGCGCCAUCCCGCACCAGCUGAGCAAGCUUCCCGGGAUCGUCCACCUCGACCUGGGCUCCAACUACCUGACCAACCCGGACAAGUUCGACCCCAUGCCCACCGUCGCCUUCCUCUCGCUCUACCUCAACAACCUCAACGGCAGCUUCCCGGAGUUCGUGCUCCGCAGCGGCAACGUCACCUACCUCGACCUCUCGCAGAACGGGUACUCAGGCCCCAUACCGGACGUGCUGCCGGAGCGGCUGCCCAGCCUGCGGUGGCUCAACCUGUCAGCCAACACGUUCUCCGGCCGGAUCCCAGCGUCGUUCGCGAGGCUGACGAGGCUCCAGGACCUGCACGUUGGUGGCAACAACCUCACCGGCGGCGUCCCGGACUUCUUCGGGUCCAUGCCGCAGCUGAGGGUCCUUGAGCUCGGCGGCAACCCGCUCGGCGGGCCGCUCCCGCGGGUUCUUGGCCGGCUCAAGGUGCUGCAGCACCUCGACGUGAAGAAUGCCGAGCUGAUCUCCACUCUGCCGCCGGAGCUGGGCAGCCUCAGCAACCUCGUCUUCGUCGACCUAUCCGGCAACCACCUCUCCGGGAGCUUGCCGGCGUCAUUCGCCGGGAUGCAGAAGAUGCGUGAGUUCGGGAUAUCGUCGAACAAUCUCUCCGGCGAGAUCCCUGGAAGGCUGUUCGCGAGCUGGCCGGGGCUCAUAUCCUUCCAAGUGCAGACCAAUUCGCUGACCGGCAAGAUUCCGCCGGAGGUAGGCAAGGCGACGAAGCUGAAAUUCCUGUACCUCUUUGGCAACAACCUCACCGGCUCUAUCCCGCUGGAGCUCGGCGAGCUGGCGAACCUGACCGAGCUGGAUUUGUCGGUGAACUUGCUCACCGGACCGAUACCCAGCUCGAUUGGCAAUCUCAAGCAGCUCACGCGGCUGGCGCUCUUCUUCAACGGGCUCACCGGCAAGAUCCCGCCGGAGAUCGGCAACAUGACGGCGCUGCAAGUCUUGGACGUCAACACCAACCAUCUGGAAGGAGAGCUGCCUUCCACCAUCUCAUCGCUGAGGAACCUCCAGUACCUGGCAUUGUUCGACAACAAUUUGAGUGGCACAAUCCCACCGGACCUCGGCGAAGGGCUGGCACUGACCGAUGUGAGCUUCGCCAACAACAGUUUCUCCGGAGAGCUGCCACGGAGACUCUGCGAAGGUCUCGCGCUGCAGAACUUCACGGCGAACCACAACAACUUCGGCGGCGAGCUGCCGCCGUGCCUGAAGAACUGCUCCGAUCUGCACCGUGUGCGGCUGGAGGGGAACCACUUCACCGGCGACAUCUCGGAGGCGUUUGGGGUGCACCCCAACAUGGACUACCUCGAUGUCUCUGGGAACAAGCUGACCGGCCGGCUUUCAGAUGAUUGGGGGCAAUGCAUCAACAUCACUCGCCUGCACAUGGAUGGCAACCGCAUAUCAGGCGGAAUUCCGGUGGCUUUUGGGAGCAUGACACGCUUGCAGGACCUCAGCUUGGCUGCAAAUAACUUGACAGGAGCAAUUCCCACCGAGCUGGGUGGUCUCAGCUUUUUGUUCAACCUCAAUCUGAGCCAUAAUUCCUUUUCCGGGCCGAUUCCGACAAGUUCGGGCAACAAUUCCAAACUGCAGAAAGUUGAUUUGUCAGGGAACAUGCUUAACGGGACCAUACCAGUGGGCAUUGGCAAUCUUGGUUCACUGACCUAUCUUGAUUUGAGCAAGAACAAGUUGGCAGGGCACAUACCAAGUGAGCUCGGUAACCUGGUUCAGCUGCAAAUUGUGCUUGAUUUGAGCAGCAACUCCAUGUCUGGUCCUAUCCCUUCAAAUCUUGAGAAGCUGAUGAACCUACAGAAACUGAAUUUGUCACACAAUGAGCUCAGCGGUUCAAUUCCAUCAGGUUUCUCUCGCAUGUCGAGCCUAGAAACGGUUGAUUUCUCUUACAAUCAGCUCACUGGUGAGAUACCGUCAGGCAAUGCUUUUCAGAACUCCUCGGCUGAGGCUUACAUCGGGAAUCUGGGGCUUUGCGGAAAUUUGCAAGGCAUUCCUUCUUGCGACCACAGCGCCUCUUCAGGGCAUCACAAGAGAACAGUCAUUGAAAUAGUUCUCUCAGUAGUCGGAGCAGUGUUGCUGGCAGCCAUUGUUGCUUACCUUAUCCUAGCAUGCAGAAGGAGACCCAAGGAGCAGAAAGUGUUGGAGGCGAGCACAUGUGAUCCUUAUGAAUCCAUGAUAUGGGAAAAGGAGGGAAAAUUCACGUUCCUCGACAUCGUGAACGCCACUGACAAUUUCAAUGAAUCCUUCUGCAUUGGGAAAGGUGGGUUUGGGAGCGUCUACAAGGCCGAACUCGCCAGUGGGCAGGUUGUGGCCGUGAAGCGCUUCCAUGUCGCUGAGACAGGAGACAUAUCGGAAGUGAGCAAGAAGAGCUUUGAGAAUGAGAUCAAGGCAUUGACAGAGGUCCGCCACCGGAACAUUGUCAAGCUCCAUGGCUUCUGCACAAGUGGUGACUACAUGUACCUAGUGUAUGAAUACCUGGAAAGGGGAAGCUUGGGCAAGACAUUGUAUAGUGAGGAAGGCAAGAAGAAGCUUGACUGGGGUAUGAGGGUGAAGGUGGUCCAAGGGGUUGCCCAUGCUUUGGCCUACCUGCACCAUGACUGCAACCCAGCAAUUGUUCACCGGGACAUCACCGUGAACAACAUCUUGCUUGAAUCAGAAUUCGAGCCGCGGUUAUCUGAUUUUGGCACGGCAAAGCUUCUUGGUUCUGCCUCCACAAACUGGACUUCUGUAGCAGGAUCGUAUGGCUACAUGGCUCCAGAAUUGGUAUACACAAUGAGGGUCACAGAGAAAUGUGAUGUGUACAGCUUUGGAGUUGUUACUCUAGAGGUGAUGAUGGGGAAGCAUCCUGGUGACCUCUUAACCUCCCUGCCAGCUAUCUCUGCUUCAAAAAAGGAUGACCUAUUACUCCAGGACAUACUAGACCAGAGGUUAGAUCCUCCAACGGGAGAGCUUGCAGAAGAAAUUGUGUUUGUCGUGAAAAUUGCGCUGGCUUGCACACGGGCAAAUCCUGAAUCACGGCCUUCCAUGCGAUCAGUGGCUCAAGAGAUAUCAGCUCAUACUCAGGCAUGUCUUUCUGAACUGUUCCGACAGAUCACAGUGAGCAAGCUAACAGAUUACAAGAAGUAAUGUUUUCCUGUGCAAAGGUGUGCAGCUCAACAAGUUAAAUUGAAUGAUGCACUCAUGCACAAGUUGCACAGCUAUUGUUUUUGAAGAAUGCUGUUUGAGAGGAGUAAGUUUCUCUCAGUUUUAAUGCCAAAGACAAGAGUUAGAAAAGUAUAUUGGUAUAACUGGUUCGUAGGUAGUGAGCUCAUUCUGAAGAUUGUCAAUGGCAAAAAAGUAAUUAUUGAAAGUUAGCAUACUUCAAAUUCGUUGUGCUUUGUUCUUUUUCCACCCAUCAAGGGAUAAACAUGUAACUGUAAGAUAGUAGAAAAGGAAGAACUGUAAGAAAAGUGUUCUCAAACCAGUUUCCUUUUUCUUCUCGAUGUGAGUGAGAAGAGUUCUCUGAAUGAAUAACGAAUUUAUAUGAGGCA